AUCGCGCCGUGCAGGGAGGCGAAAACCAGCCCGCAGACGCCUGAUUACACGCAAAGGCACCCGAAUUAACGACGUUUCUGUGAGCAGCGUGAAGUAUACGCAUCGCGAUUCGCUGGUGAAGCGCGCAAAAUGUCGCAGCGGCGCGGUCGUCGAGGCGCUGCUUGCAGUUGAUAGCGGUGUGUACGCGCGAGGGGUGCGGUGCUCUCGCAAGUGCAAGUGCGGCACAUCUCCGACGCAUUGCUUCCUCGGGGGGUUUAGAGCUACGCACGGCCCAGGGUGAUGUGCUAGGCGAGUGCGACAGCAGCAGCGAGGAGUCGAGUCAGUCAUGGCGCCUGGGCCGCGGCCGGGCAGUCUGAAGGACCCGGAGAUUGCCGAUCUCUUCCACAAGCACGACCCGGAGAAGAUCUUCGAGGAUCUGCGCGAGAUCGGCCAUGGAUCCUUCGGCGCUGUCUACUAUGCGCGGUGUUUGCUUAGCAAGGAAAUCGUCGCCAUCAAGAAGAUGUCAUACAUGGGCAAGCAGAGUCUGGAAAAGUGGCAGGAUAUUCUUAAGGAAAUCAAAUUUUUACGACAAUUACAACAUCCGAAUACAAUCGAGUAUAAAGGAUGUUACCGCGGUGACAAAGAUCACAUGGUCUGGGUGGUAAUGGAGUAUUGCGUCGGCAGCGCAUCGGACAUCAUCGAAGUACACAAGCGCCCUCUACGCGAAGAUGAAAUCUCCGCCAUUUGCGAAGGCGUGCUCUCCGGCUUAUCCUACCUGCAUUCACUCGGGCGUAUACAUCGCGAUGUCAAAGCCGGGAAUAUUCUACUCACCGAAGCCGGCGUAGUCAAACUCGCCGACUUUGGCAGCGCGAGCGUGAAAUGCCCGGCGAAUUCCUUCGUCGGUACACCAUACUGGAUGGCCCCGGAGGUGAUUCUCGCCAUGGAUGAAGGUCAAUACGACGGUAAGGUUGACGUGUGGUCGCUAGGCAUCACUUGUAUUGAGUUAGCGGAACGCAAGCCGCCAUAUUUCAACAUGCACGCCAUGUCUGCGCUGUAUCACAUCGCGCAGAACAACAGUCCGUCGCUAGAUGUCGCCAACGACUGCUGGAGUGACACUUUCCGCGACUUUGUCGAUGCAUGCCUACGGAAAUCACCAUCCGAGCGGAGAUCUUCGAAAGAAUUACUUGGACAUCACUAUGUCACACGUCAACGCUCACCGAAUGUGCUGGUGGAUCUUAUACAACGCACAAAAGCAGCUGUGCGUGAUUUAGACAACUUGAACUAUCGUAAAAUGAAGAAAAUUCUCAUGGUGGAUGAGACAGAGAGUAAUUUAGGUGAUGCGGAGGACCCGCAGGAUGAUCACACCGGCGGGGAUAGCUCGAAGAGUAACUCCGUCACGUCGGAACACAGCGCGCAUAGUGUGGGCGUGUCUGCAAGCAGUCAAUCUUCAAGCACGAACAGUAUACCUAUGGCGAUGGGUGCCGGGGAUGAUUAUGCUGCGCAGCGACCACCGCGCAGACCAAUCAAUCACGUGGCCGAGGCGGCCAUUGCGGAACACGGUGCGAAUAACUUUGCAACCAUACGCACGACGAGUAUUGUUACAAAACAGGCGAAGGAGCAUAUGCAGGAGGAGAUGCACGAGCAGAUGUCUGGGUAUAAGCGCAUGCGUCGUGAGCAUCAAAGCGCGCUGCUCAAACUUGAAGAGCGGUGUAAGCUGGAGAUGGAGAAUCACAAGACGCAGCUGGAUAAGGAGUAUGUGUCGCUGUUGUCGACGUUCAGCAGGGAUUUGGCGAAUUUACAGACGAAGCACACGAAUGAGAUGGAGAAGAAACUCAAGUCGAAUGUGAACGCCGAGAAGAAGCUGCUCAAGGACAUCAUGACCCGGCAGGAGAUGGACAGGAAGGCGUUUGAUGCGCAUUGUAAGAAGGAGAGGAAGGCGACCAAGGAGAGACUCAAGUGGGAACUGGCGCAAGAUGGCAGCACGCCGAAACGUGUCAGAGACGCCACAUUAUCAAAUCAAAAGGAGAAUAUGAAAUUAGUCGAGGCGCAAGAGGAGCAACGUCUGCUGCGUGGUCAGAAGGAAUAUUUAGAGCUUGAGGUGCGUAAGUAUCGACGGCGGCGCCUCCUAGCGGCGCAAAAGUUCGAAUUGGAUUUGCUGGGUGAUGAGUUGCAUAAGCGACAGCGCCAGUUGGAGGAAGCACAUUCGAUGCUCGUGCGGCAUCAUGAGAAGACUCAGGAACUCGAGUAUCGUCAACAGAAGGCCGUGCAUGGGCUGAGAGAGGAGCAAGUGCGCAGUCAGCAUGAUACUGAGUUGGCCAAUCAGAAUGAGUAUAUGAAGCGUUCUGAGCGUGAAUUGCGCAAAAAACAUGCGCUUGAGAUUAAACAACAACCAAAAUCACUUAAGCAAAAGGAAAUGCUGGUGCGUAAACAGUUCCGGGAGGCGUGCAGCGUCCAAACGAAGCAAUACAAAGCCCUGAAGGUGCAGAUAUUGAGCUCGACACCGCGCGAUAGUCAAAAGGCAGUGAUUAAGAAGCUAAAGGAGGAGCAGCGAAGGAAGCUGGCGCUGCUGGGCGAGCAGUACGAGAAUAGCAUCGUGGAGAUGCUGCAGAAGCAGAGCGUGCGCCUGGAUGAGAGUCAGGAGUUUGAGUGCGCGCAGCUCAAGGAGCGGCUGAGCUACGAGCUGGAGAUUCUGAUGGCGUAUCAGAGCAAGAACAAGAUGCAGGCGCAGAAUCAGCGGGAUCGUGAGCGCAAGGAGCUGGAGGAGCGUGUUUCGGUUAGGCGGUCGCUAUUGGACGCAAAGAUGAAUUCGGAGACGAACCGUUUUCUUGCUGAGCGGUCGGAUCGCAUUAAAAAUCUCCAUGAUAAACAGGAGCGGACUCUGCAGGACUUUGAUAGCGAGUCAGUACGGAUGGGAUUUAGCGCUUUGGCAAUCGCCGAAGCCAACAGGGAAAACUACAACGACGACGACCAGAGCAUGUCCGGCUCGAUGCUCAGCCUGGCGCACUCGAACAGCUCGACGAGCUUCCCGCCCGGCUCGCUCUAGUAACACCCUCCUCAUCCCCCCACCCACCACCACCACACAGCAGGAAACCAUAUUACGUAAGACACCCUCCGAAAGACAUCAUGACAAACCUCACACAAAUGUACAUACUGAUAUGCGCGCGCACCGUACUGAUGCUGACAUUCAGUGGGGGCGCGGCGGUGAGACGAGCGAGCGAGAGAGAGAAAUUUAGGCAAUUACAGAAUAACAGCGCGUGUGCAAUUUUAACGUUCUAAUAAUUUACCACUACGAUUAAAUUAUAAAUUAAAUAAUGGCAUAGUUAUACAUAUACAGAUGAUAUUGCGAUGAUGAUAUAUAUUAAUCGAUGAAAUUGAAACCAAAGUCAGAAGAGAAAAAAACAAGCGAAACAACAUUAAAUUUAAACAAACAAAAAAACUAAAGAAGAAGAAGAAGCAAAACAGAGAAAAGUGUACAUAAAUUAUUGUUUAUUUCUAUUUCUACUAGAGAUUGAUGAUUGAGAGUAAUUCCGACGCGGUGUUUCUAGUAAUGACAGAACUAAUCAAAGACAUACACUACACAUAGGCAACCAACACUACACCGACACUAAAAUAAAUAAUUAUGUAACGCAGUGCAGUGCGAGGCGACAAGUGACGAGAAACAACACUAAACACACUAAAGAUAACGAGUAUUAGUUGAAUUGUACAUUUUUGAUUUUGUUGCGUUGCGUUUUAUUCUUCGUACGCGCACGAAACACGCGUACGAAAUUACAAACGAACGUGUUAUACAUAUGUAUUUUAUACUUAAACAAAAGCUUUAGGUAAAAAUGAAUCAACAAACCACA
Molecule: messenger RNA, 3821 nt
Organism: Dalotia coriaria
Lineage: Eukaryota; Metazoa; Arthropoda; Insecta; Coleoptera; Staphylinidae
Gene: Tao
Product: Serine/threonine-protein kinase Tao
Exons: 7
Coding region: 326-3022 (898 amino acids)
Biological process (GO): protein phosphorylation
Cellular component (GO): cytoplasm
Molecular function (GO): protein serine/threonine kinase activity; ATP binding
Source: RefSeq, a predicted model, not a curated record